CCAUAUUCAUCAUCGCUUCAUCAUUUUCCAAAUCCUCACUAGUCUCUACCUUUAUCUUCUCAUAAUAACAAUUUUCCUAAGAACCUUGGUAAUUGAAACAUACACCUAUAUCAAUUCUUGUUUUCCCUCAAACUAUUUUGUUCUUUUAAUUCUACUAUAUAUAUAUAUAAUAUAAGCCAAUUAAGCCAUUUCCAUAAACAUGGUAAUCAUAGCAUCCACUACUGCGAACAGCAACAUGCAUAACUUGCAAAAUUUCGACUCUAAUCAGAAUAACAACCACCACCUCCGAAAUGCUUCGAUCUCUUCCUACUUGAACACCAAUGAACAACAACAACCGACUUUUGUUGACUCGUCAAGGCAAAACUUCAACAGCAGAAAGGAGGGACAACCUCUUCCUUUUCUUCAACAUGGAAUAAUGAAGGAAGAGGACUGCGAAAUCGGCGUCUUCGAGGCCGAAAAGUACUUUAACGGAGCAGAAGGAGGAGAGGUUCUGAUGAGUCAACGAAGAAAGAACCAAUAUCAUCACCAUUAUUACGACCAGAAAAAAGAUGAACAAAAAUCUACGGAGACUGGAAAGUUCAACAACAGAAGCAGCAGCAAGUUUGGAACACCGAGCAGCGUUCCUUCUGAAUCAAGUUGGAACAGCCAAAGUGCACUGUUACAGAGUUCCUUGAAAGAAUCUUCAAGAAUCAAAAACAACAAGGUACAAAGAAAUAAGGCUAGUUUUCUUGCAAACCUUGGAUGCAAAUGCUAUUGUUCUGAUAAAGAUUCUGUUGAUAUUAGCAACAACGCUGCUAGCGCAAAAAAGAACUUGAAUCCAGUUCUGGAUACUAAUAAUCACCAUCAUCGUGAUUCGGUUAAAGAAACUAAUCCUCAUGCAGAAGCAGAAAUCUCGCUGGACAACAACAAAGAGAAGUUGUUGAACAGAGAAAACGGUUUAUUAGCACUGAAGAAAAUUCAACUUCAGGAAAAAGCAGAGAAAUCAAGAAAAUCAUUGGAAGUGUUUGGUUCUCCAAUCUUGAAUCAUUGCACGAGCAAGUCAUUGAGCUUUGAUAAAAGAUUGGUAAUGCAUUCUUCAUGGGAUGAUGAUGAUGCUGAUGCUGUUGUUCUUCCAAAAAUAGAGGAAACUGAUUUAGCAAAAAAAGGAAAUGGAAACUACAACGAUGAUGAUUGUGAGAGUGAUGCAAGUUCAGAUUUAUUUGAAAUUGAUAGUCUCACAGGGAAGGCAAAUAAUCCCUUCCUUGUUAGACCAAUUAGAACUUCUUGCGAAGUUAUUUCCUUCUGUGCUAGCCCCGUCACAACGUGUUAUGCGCCGAGUGAGGCUAGCAUAGAAUGGAGCGUGGUAACGGCGAGCGCAUUAGAGUACUCGGCCAUGUCUGAUUGCGAAGAUCAAAGGUCUGUUGCAACCCUUAGGAGUCCAGCUAGACCACAGCCGAAAGCUGGAAAAGAGGUGUAUAAGCGGCGUCCGGGCAUGCUGUUGGGCUGCAAGAGCCAAAAAGCAGUUGGAGUAGCCUCGGAAACCGUCAAGGCAUCUGAGAAGCUGAGCCCCAACUCCCAAUUUAGUCGCAAAUUCGAUAACAUAAAUCAAGUGGCAAGGUUUCAAGCAGAGACAAAGCAGGGAAAACCACCAAUGCAACAACGUUCACACCCACCACAUGCUUCCCAACUCUUGUGCAUUUAGCUGAAUAUUAAUUAUUAUGUCUUAUCUUUUGUUCGAUUUGGAAAAAAUAAUUGUUUCAAUUAUAAUGUAUCUUGGCUUAGUAUUAAAAAAUUCUUGUUUAUAAUUCA
This is a messenger RNA of Arachis duranensis, 1788 nucleotides long. Its product is annotated as protein PHYTOCHROME KINASE SUBSTRATE 1. The record is from RefSeq and is a predicted model, not a curated record. Bases 200 to 1681 code for a protein of 493 amino acids. Gene Ontology annotation, biological process: phototropism. The transcript has a single exon. Lineage: Eukaryota; Viridiplantae; Streptophyta; Magnoliopsida; Fabales; Fabaceae.